CCGCUGCAGCUGGGAGAGGAGGAGUGGCGUCGAGGCUUUCGCUUGUAGGAGGGAGCUGUGUAUUAAAGACGGGACUUCCUGCCUGCUAGCUCACAAGAGUUCCUGUAGCUGAGAGUGGAAAGAAAGAGGGAUGGCAGAAAAUAGCUAUGACUCUAGCAGCUCCGGCUGCCGGAGGUGUGCCGUGCUCUCUCCCGGAGAACUGGCACAGACCCCCGGCGCCGGAGCCUCCAAGUGGGUCCGGUUAAACGUGGGGGGCACGUAUUUCUUGACGACCCGGCAGACACUGUGCCGAGACCCGAAGUCAUUCCUCUAUCGACUAUGUCAGGCCGACCCCGACCUCGACUCCGAUAAGGAUGAAACAGGUGCCUAUCUUAUAGACAGAGACCCCACGUAUUUUGGUCCAGUGCUAAAUUACUUGAGACAUGGGAAGCUGGUCUUCAACAAGGACUUGGCUGAAGAAGGAAUGUUGGAGGAGGCAGAAUUCUACAAUAUCACGUCACUAAUAAAACUAAUCAAAGACAAGAUCAGAGAAAGAGACUGCAAACCUUCACAGGUGCCCGUGAAGCAUGUUUACAGAGUUCUGCAGUGCCAGGAAGAAGAACUAACGCAGAUGGUCUCCACCAUGUCUGACGGCUGGAAGUUUGAGCAGCUUGUCAGUGUAGGUUCCCCGAUUGGCUUUGGGCGGGACCACCAGUCAGAGUUUCUGCUGAUUGUGUCGAGGGAAGUGAAGGGAGAGGAGCCCAGUGUCCAGAACAGCAGCGGCGAGCUGGUCAGUAUUGGUUCUUCCUAUACCUAUGGAAAUGAAGACCAGGCAGAGUUCUUGUGUGUGGUGUCCAAGGAGUUGCACAACACCGCCUAUGGCACAAACAGCGAGCCCAGUGAGAAAGCCAAGAUACUGCAAGAAAGGGGAUCAAGAAUGUGAAGCCGCAGUAUUGAAGACUUUCCUUCGAUUCCCAAGCAUAGAAAGAAAGCCAACACAUCACCACGCUGAAGAGCCUUUGGCACAGAUGAAAACUAUUUGGCUGAACAUUUAUUUAAUUUAAGUUUUGUAUAUAUACUCUACAGACAAAAAGGUUUAAAAGACUAAAU
This is a messenger RNA of Polyodon spathula (Mississippi paddlefish), 1089 nucleotides long. RefSeq names its product BTB/POZ domain-containing protein KCTD5-like. Gene Ontology annotation, biological process: proteasome-mediated ubiquitin-dependent protein catabolic process; protein homooligomerization. Lineage: Eukaryota; Metazoa; Chordata; Actinopteri; Acipenseriformes; Polyodontidae. The coding region runs from base 131 to 922 and encodes 263 amino acids. The transcript has 7 exons. Gene Ontology annotation, cellular component: cytoplasm; Cul3-RING ubiquitin ligase complex. The record is from RefSeq and is a predicted model, not a curated record. Gene Ontology annotation, molecular function: cullin family protein binding.